AUGUACACAAGCCUGGGCAAUGGUCCUGGGUCUGAUGGCGAGUAUAAUGCCCACUUAACCGAGCGCUUCGGCAAUGCAGUGCCCCAAGGCCGCCGCAGUUCGCAUCUUCCAGAUGACAGCAUCCCGGAGGCGAUUCCGACACGGGCGAACGAAGAUAUACGCAAGUACUUCGAAGUUGUCCGCAAACCCGUUCAAGGUGCUGGGGCUUGGCUUGACAAGCCUGAGAUACCGCAUCCAAACGAGAUCUUGCGCGACAAGCCCAUGUUCGACACAUUUGAGCCGUUGAUGAAGACUAACGAAGAUCCUCGACCAAAGAAGAUUGACGGGCCCUAUGACAACAUAGAAGACUACUUGCGCACCGAGUACGAGCUCCUGCGCGAAGACGCCCUGCGACCGCUGCGUGAGGCUGUUGCUGAGGUCCGCAAGAGGCCGUGGGAAGAUGAAGCCCAGUAUGACAAGAGUGUUGGAAUCUACGAGCCCGUGUAUAUCACAGCCCUAGUGUACAGCCCUCAAGGACUCGCAACGCGUGUAGCAUUUCAUAUGUCACGAGUAAAGAAGUACAUUCGCUGGCGUCAGUCCAAGCGACUCAUCACCGGCACGCUUGUCGCUUUAUCGCCUUUUGAUGAUGCCUUCCAAACCACUUGUAUAUUGGCAACGGUCGCCGCUCGGCCCAUCACUGCGUUGCAGCAGACCCCGCCCGAGAUUGACCUCUUCUUUCCUCAUUACGACCAAAGAAUUGAUCCCACCCAGAAAUGGAUCAUGGUAGAGUGCCGCAACUGCUUCUUCGAGGCCAGUCGCCACACUCUCAUGGCGCUUCAGCACAUGAUGAGAGAGCCAUUCCCGCUUUCAGAACACCUGGUGGACGUGAAGAAGAACGUGGAUCCUCCCGAAUACAUCAAAAACAACCCUUUUGUCGAUCUCAGUACUCUGGUCAGCAUGGAAGAGGCGUCAAACUUUCAGAAUGUCGAUGUGCUGAAGGAGUGGCCUGCGACUAAUUCAACCUCGCUGGAUAGCUCGCAAUCGAGAGCACUGAAGAGCAUGCUGACUCGCAAAGUCGCUGUUGUUCAGGGGCCGCCCGGUACUGGCAAGACAUUCACCUCCGUCAAGGCGGUGCAGAUACUCCGCGACAACAUGAGAAAAGACGAUGCGCCAAUAAUCAUCACUGCGCAAACAAACCACGCCGUCGAUCAGAUCUUGCGACACACUCGCACUUUUGAACCCAACUUCAUCCGACUUGGUGGGAGGAGCAAAGACCCCGAGAUCAAAGAGCGCACCUUGUUCGAGGUUCGGAAGACCGAGAAUGAGCAGAAGCGACCCCACAGUCAAAAGACACAGGCGGCAGCUGCCAUGAGGAAGGCCAAAGUCAUUUGUCAAGCCUUGCUAGCACCUCUGGAGAUGGGCAAGGGGCCGCUGGACCAUCGCAUGUUACAACGAGCGGGCCUGCUUACCAAAGAUCAGGCAGAGUCGUUGGACACGAACAAUCGGUCGAUUCUGGAUACCAAGGACGCUCCCGGAGACGCGAUGCAGGAAUGGCUUGGCAAGGCCCUGACAGAGUAUCGACGCCCGCCUGGCCCCGAUCAAUUCGGUUGGGAGUACGAAGAAGAGGACUUUGAGGUUGAGCAGCUGGAAGAGCUCGAAGCUGAGGCAUCAGUACAAGAUGAAGACGACAUCGAGGCCUUGAAAGGUGAAGUACUGAUGCUGAGUGACAACUACAGGGGCAAAGGGUCCGGAACUCUGACGGAUCAGAAGAUCCGAGAGCUGCUCGAUGCCACUUCAGACCUCUCGACGAUCGAGUGGGAGAGUCGUGGGCUCAUCUACAACUAUCUGUUACGUCAGUUGAAGAAACAUAUGCUCACAGAAAUGCGCAACGUUUCGAAACAGUACCACGAGGUUGUACUGCAGCGUCGCGUCGGCCUUUGGGAAGAGGACAUCAACCUCCUCAACAAGCAGCGUAUCAUCGGUAUGACUACAACCGGUUUGUCAAAGUAUCGUGCCCUCCUCUCUGCCCUUCGACCCCGGAUCGUGCUUGUCGAAGAAGCUGCAGAGACCAUGGAGGCGCCCGUGACCGUGGCCUGCCUGCCGACCCUCGAGCAUCUCAUCCUUGUCGGUGAUCAUCAGCAACUGAGACCCCACACUCAGGUCAAGGAAUUUGAAGAUUCACCAUUCCAUCUGAACUUGUCGCUGUUCGAGCGGCUAGUCUUGAACCAGAUAGAGUACAACCAGCUCACCAAGCAACGCCGUAUGAUUCCUGAGAUUCGACGCCUGCUUCGCACCAUAUACAACGACACCUUAAAGGAUCACCCCAGCGUCAAGGACCCGAAUAACCGACCCCCAGUCCGGGGCAUGGGUGGCGUUAACUCAUACUACUUCACUCAUACCUGGAAAGAAGAGAGAGACGCCAACUCGUCCUGCUUUAAUGCAGAGGAGGCCAAGUUUAUCGCGGGUUUCACCGAUUACCUGGUGCUGAACGGCGAAGCGCCUGAGGGUAUUACAAUCCUAACGUUCUACAAUGGCCAGCGCAAGCGUCUUCUAGGAUCUCUGAGGGAACACCCAAACCUGCGCAUGUUGCCUAUCAAAGUAGUCACAGUCGACUCGUACCAAGGAGAAGAAAACGACAUCAUUCUACUAUCGCUUGCCCGAUCCAACAAUCGACAUUCGAUUGGCUUCCUUUCUAACAUCAACCGUGUCUGUGUCGCGCUGUCGCGUGCAAAGCGCGGGUUUUAUCUGUUCGGAAACGCCGAACUUCUUGCUUGUGAGUCUUGGACAUGGGGUGAAGUUGUCGAAACUAUGCACGACACGAAGGUACCCAAGUCCCGAUCUGAGACGGGUCAGGAGCGUCGCAUCGGCUACUUCAUGCCGGUGCAAUGCAUCAACCAUCAGCGUAAGAUGUGGAUAGAGGUCCCUGAAGAUUGGGAGCUCAUUCAAGGCGGAUGUGACUACAUGUGCAAAGGCAUCUUGUCAUGCAAUCACCCUUGUCCUUAUCAUUGCCACCCAUUCGAACACGAGCUUGUCAAUUGCAUGCUGGUGUGCGCCAGAGAACUGCCUUGCGGUCAUCGCUGCGUGGAACUGUGUUCGAAACCCUGCAAGUGCCAAACUUGCGACCGGCGCGCUGGUGGUCAGCCAUCCAUGCUGAAGUCAGCUCCGAACGGAGGGAUCCGCUCUCGUCCGUCGCGCUCAGCAUCACGCAACCUCCUACUCGAUUCCACCUUCCAGACCCCGGCGAACCCACCUCCGCCCUCCGGGUCGUCUGAUCGAUGGCGCGCUUACGUCAACGGCGGUGCUGAAGUAGAUGAUGCUCGACUGCUGCAGAGGCGGAGGGAAGAAGAGGCCUCGUUUGAAGCGUCCCGUCGCAAUGGCGCGCCCCAGCGUGCUGCCACGCCGGUCGCAUAUGCUGGACCGAACACCCCUGGCAGACUGAUCGAAACCUCGCCGAGGAAGACAUCUGCGUCCAUGUCCGCCAACACAGAGCUGCUAGUGGACCUUGACAUCAACAGUCAGUAUCGGUCUUAUGCGCAGCCACCAUCCAGGUCAUACGCACAUGCUGCCCGUUCGAAGAAGGCAACCUACGGAGGUUCAGAGUUUAAUCUGCUCGAUUGAACAGCUGCCGCUAUCGCAAGAAACUGAUGGUAUCGAAAUAUGAGAGACCGCUUGAUGGACAAGAAACCGCUGAGCAGACAAGAAACCGCUUAGCGAAUAGGAGAUCGCCUAGAAAAAACAACGCAAAUGAAGAAUGAACCUCGGGUAUAUAAUCCACGGACAUCAUCAUCCUCACUCCCCAUCAAAUGCCACCUCAAACAGCUCCCGGCCCAGCUUCGCCACAUCCCCCCCAAGCGCACUCACCGCCUCCUUUAUUUCCCGCAGCGUUCCCUCCCUCAGUCGUCCCCCUCGUGAAUAGAAAUCCACUCCUGCAGGCGUGAACAUUGUCUUCGCAAAAUACGUGACCACCCACCCGUUGCCGCCCU
Molecule: messenger RNA, 3962 nt
Organism: Boeremia exigua
Lineage: Eukaryota; Fungi; Ascomycota; Dothideomycetes; Pleosporales; Didymellaceae
Product: P-loop containing nucleoside triphosphate hydrolase protein
Exons: 6
Coding region: 1-3597 (1198 amino acids)
Biological process (GO): regulatory ncRNA-mediated heterochromatin formation
Cellular component (GO): nuclear RNA-directed RNA polymerase complex
Molecular function (GO): helicase activity
Source: RefSeq, a predicted model, not a curated record